Messenger RNA from Cervus elaphus (red deer), 535 nucleotides. Its product is annotated as protein FAM136A-like. Bases 27 to 485 code for a protein of 152 amino acids. NCBI's taxonomy places the organism in Eukaryota, Metazoa, Chordata, Mammalia, Artiodactyla, Cervidae. The transcript has a single exon. The record is from RefSeq and is a predicted model, not a curated record. Gene Ontology annotation, cellular component: cytoplasm.
GGGGGCGGGCCCGUGCGCGGGAGUCCAUGUGGGCGCCGGCGCAGCCGGGAACCGCGCGGGUCGCCAUGGCGGAGCUGCAGCAGCAACUCCGGGUGCAGGAGGCGGUGGACUCCAUGGUGAAGAGUCUGGAGAGGGAGAAUAUCCGGAAGAUGCAGGGCCUUAUGUUCCGGUGCAGCGCCGCCUGCUGUGAGGAAAGCCAUGCGUCCAUGCAGCAAGUGCACCAGUGCAUUGAGCGCUGCCAUGCACCUCUGGCUCAAGCCCAGGCCCUGGUGACCAGUGAGUUGGAGAAGUUCCAGGACCGCCUGGCCCGGUGCACUAUGUAUUGCAAUGACAAGGCCAGAGAUUCGAUAGAUGCAGGGAGUAAGGAGCUUCAGGUGAAGCGGCAGCUGGAGACCUGCGUGACCAAGUGUGUGGAUGACCACAUGAACCUCAUCCCAACCAUGACCAGGAAGAUGAAGGAGUCGCUCUCAUCCAUGGGGAAAUAGCUGUCUGCUAGUGGCCAUCAGGGCUGAGGGCAGGAAUCGAUUUAAAAGGA